This is a messenger RNA of Pocillopora damicornis (cauliflower coral), 939 nucleotides long. RefSeq names its product transmembrane protein 229b-like. The record is from RefSeq and is a predicted model, not a curated record. NCBI's taxonomy places the organism in Eukaryota, Metazoa, Cnidaria, Anthozoa, Scleractinia, Pocilloporidae.
UACACAGGUAAGACGAUCUGACACGUCGUGUUUUGGUACUUAAAGAUUUGUAAGGGGGAGAAAAAACAGUUAAAAGGUUAAGAUUAACUAUGGACGCGACUAAAAAAGGUCAAGGUGAACAAGGCUGUCUGCCACUAACCUCCCGACUGAUUCUGUACGGCCUGUGUGGCUUUUUCGCCGAAGUGAUGUUCACUGCAACAUGGUACUUUAUUGACUCAGCUAAAUACCGGCACGGUUGGAAACUUCAUGGUUGUACAUCGGUUUGGAGCUUUCCCAUUUAUGCAGUUUCGUCCUAUGUUGUUGAGAGAAUGUAUCUGUCCCUAAAAGACAGGACUAACAUAGUAUUGCGUGGUGUUAUCUACGUUAUAUGGACGUAUGCUUGGGAGUUUUCCACCGGUUUGAUUUUACGGCAGUUCAAUGCUUGUCCUUGGGAUUACACUGAAUAUACACGUUUCCACAUAAUGGGGUUGAUUACUUUUGACUAUGCUCCUUUGUGGUACUUUGGUUCCCUGCUCCUGGAAACUGUUAUCGUUCAAAGUGCGUUACAACUUCAGUAUACAACAAAAAGUAAUCGAGAAAAAUUAAACUAGCCUUGGUAAGCUACAGGAAAUGAGAGGCAUUUCAGGAAUUUAUUUGCUUCUAGGGUCCAUUUUCCGCUGUAUUUAAGAUUUGAAGCAUGCAAUUUGACUUGACAGAAAUCACUGGUACCAGCAGCAAGUGUCUAACUACCAAAUAGAGCGCAAGGUAAUCUAUGCAAUGAAAGAGAAGCCGUAUCUAGUCUCGAAAAUACAAGUCAGCAAUAGGUAUUCGGUGAUGAAAUGACUGAAUGAAUGUUAAAUGAUAAGCUGAAUUAUACACGCAUUUUGAUUGACAUCAGUGACAUUUUGAGGUCAUGAUUCAUCUGAAAUGUAGUAGAAUAGACAUACAGACAAAUGGCAA